Messenger RNA from Abrus precatorius (Indian licorice), 1311 nucleotides. Its product is annotated as vinorine synthase-like. The record is from RefSeq and is a predicted model, not a curated record. The transcript has a single exon. The coding region runs from base 1 to 1311 and encodes 436 amino acids. NCBI's taxonomy places the organism in Eukaryota, Viridiplantae, Streptophyta, Magnoliopsida, Fabales, Fabaceae.
AUGGUAGUGAAAGGUGAGCUUGUAUCUAAGGACACAAUAAAGCCAUCUUCUCCAACCCCUGAUCAUCUUAGAAACUUCAAAAUCUCCCUCCUUGAUCAACUGGCCCCUCCAUCAUUUUAUGUCCCCAUUCUCUUGUUUUACUCUGCCCCUGAUGUCACUGCUUUUGGCAUUAAUUUCAAAACCAUAUCUAAUAAGUUAAAAGCAUCUCUAUCUACCAUCCUCACACUCUAUUACCCAUUUUGUGGAAGACUCAAAGGUAACUCGUCUGUUGAGUGCAAUGAUGAGGGUGUUCUAUUCGUUGAGUAUAAAUUUUCCACUGAACUCUCAAACAUUUUGAAAUCCCCUCAACUUCAUGAGAUCAAUGAACUUUUCCCUUUUGAUCCUUACAACCCUCCAGCAGAACACAAUGAAAACAUGGCAAUUCAAUUGAACGAAUUCAGGUGUGGGGGUAUAGCACUUGGCGUGUGCUUCUCACACAAGAUUGCUGAUGGUUCCACAGCAGCAUCAUUCCUCAAUGCUUGGGCUUCAACAUCGAAAGGACAAGGCAAUAACAUUGUGGCACCAGCUCAACUGGAGGAAGCAACCCAGCUUUUCCCACCAAGGAACAUAGAGAUGGACAUGACACGUGGCCUGGUUGGCCACAAAAACCUCGUCACAAAGAGGUUGGUAUUUUAUGAGAGUGACAUAUCUAGACUAAAACAAAAACUGGGGUGCUUCAAUUUCAAUCCCACACGUGUUGAAGCUGUGACAGCACUCAUUUGGAAAUCAUCAUUGGAAGCAGCAAAAGCAACUUCAGGGGAACAAAAAUGUCCAGCAUCUAUUAUGGUCCACGCGGUGAACAUUCGUAGUAGAAUGGCCCCAACUUUGUCGAAGCAUUCAAUUGGAAAUCUCUGGCAACCAGCAGUGUCUUCGCUGGUGGAAGUGAGUGGCGAAAUAAGGUUGCACGAUUUGGCAGAGAUAGUGAGAAAAACUAUAAGAAAAGUUGACGGAGACUAUAUAAGUAAACUUCAAGGAGCUGAAUUUUUUAAGGUAAUUAACUCUUUAGAAUCAUGGGUAAUGGCUGCGGAAAAGGGUAUUCCAUGUCAUGGCUUUAGCAGUUGGAUAAAAUUUGAGUUUUAUGAAGCUGAUUUUGGAUGGGGCAAGCCAACUUAUGUGCGCACAAUUGGUGUGCCUAUAAAAAAUGUCGUAAUUUUGAUGGCCACAAAGGAUGGGGAUGGCAUAGAGGCAUGGGUAACCUUGACUACUCGUGACAUGCUCGAAUUUGAGCGUAACCCACAACUUCUUGAGUUUUCGUCAUUGGAUUUUAAUUAA